Messenger RNA from Larimichthys crocea (large yellow croaker), 4655 nucleotides. RefSeq names its product protocadherin alpha-C2. NCBI's taxonomy places the organism in Eukaryota, Metazoa, Chordata, Actinopteri, Sciaenidae. Bases 471 to 2885 code for a protein of 804 amino acids. Gene Ontology annotation, molecular function: calcium ion binding. Gene Ontology annotation, biological process: homophilic cell-cell adhesion. The transcript has 3 exons. The record is from RefSeq and is a predicted model, not a curated record. Gene Ontology annotation, cellular component: plasma membrane.
UUUGCCAUAAUUUAACUUGCAGUUUCCCUACGUAUAGUAUUAAGAAAUAACGCCUCUAAAUGGUUGGAAAAAAAUCCAACAAAAAUGCUUUCAUCGAUAUCUGAAGCAGUCACACAACACUCACGUUCAAACUUUAAAACGUCGUUGCUUUGUUAAGUAAACUGAUUUCAAACAGUUUCUUACAAUUUACAAAGGGUGGCGCUGUUCACUCGAUAAAAUUACUAACCCACGUUCGCCAUGACAGGAAAUGUAAAAGCGGUGCAGCCUCAAAGAGCCGGAGAGCUCCGUGGUGCUGAAACAUACAUUUAAGGCGAGAAAGGCAACAUUGCUUUUAUAGGGGUCAAUAUAUUCACGGAUUAAAAUUUCCAACAACAGGGUUGGACGGAGACCUUGAAGUAAAGAUUUUAAAUGAGUGGAUACAGUGCGUUAUUUGAACUGACGUUUUAAUAGCCGUGAAUAGAAGAACAAUAAUGCGGUCUGAGGUAACAAUGCAGUCACGAAAAAGGUAUGUGGCGUUUGUUAUUUUUUCUUUCGUUCAUCAUGUAACUGCCUCAGUGACUCAUUACUCAAUACCAGAGGAGAUGAAAGAAGGAUCAGUUGUCGCAAACCUUGCUAACGAUCUCAGCUUGGAUGUUACAACACUGAAUCAGAGGAAGAUGCGUCUCGACAUCAUUGCAAAUAAGAAAUAUCUGGACGUGAACAAAGAGACUGGUGAACUGUAUAUUGUUGAGAAGAUUGACAGAGAAUAUCUUUGUACAAAAAUGCUGACAUUGUGCUACUUGAAAAUGGAAGUAAUAUUAGAAAACCCUGUACGAAUUUUUAAUAUAGAAGUAGAAGUUUUGGACAUGAACGACAACGCCCCACAAUUUCGAAGAGACGUCAUACAUUUAGACCUAUCUGAGGCGACACCAAAAGGAGAGAGAUUCUCUCUCAGUAAUGCAGUUGAUCCUGAUGUUGGAAGUAAUUCAGUUAAAACGUAUCAUUUGAGUGAAAGUGAACACUUUAAUAUUGAAGUUCAGACUGGAAGAGAUGGGUCUAAGUUUGCAGAAUUGAUCUUGAAACAGACGUUAGAUCGAGAGCAGCAAGCUGUUCAUAAUUUAAUACUCACAGCUGUAGAUGGAGGCACACCUGCUCGUUCUGGUACUGCAAGUGUUAUUGUUCGUGUUUUGGACACAAAUGAUAACGCUCCUGUAUUUGACAAAGCGAGUUAUAAUAUAAAAGUAAUGGAAAAUUCUCCCAUUGGAAGCCUUGUCAUUCAUCUCAAUGCAACAGAUUUAGAUGAAGGAUCAAAUUCUGAUUUAACAUACUCAUACAGUUUAUAUACGUCAGAGAAAACACAAGAAACAUUUAAUCUGAAUCCUUCAACUGGUGAAAUUACUGUUAAAGGAAUGUUAAAUUAUGAAGACUUUAAGAUUUAUGAUAUGGAAAUUAUAGCAACUGAUAAAGGAGCUAAUAGUUUGUCAGGGCAAUGUACUAUAAAGAUUCUGGUUGAAGACAUGAAUGACAAUCACCCAGAAAUAUCUAUUAAAUCAUUUCAGAGUCCAGUCAAUGAAAACAUAGAAUUAGACACAGUGAUAGCUGUAGUUAGUGUCAGUGAUAAAGACUCAGGUGACAAUGGAGUGGUUGAUCUUCAUAUUCCAGAUAAUAUGCCUUUCAGACUGAGGGAAUCCUCUGAUAACUAUUAUGAAUUAGUAGUGUCAGAGCCGUUAGACCGUGAGAAGGUUCCAGAAUAUGACAUCACUUUCACUGUUACAGACAGAGGCUCUCCUCCUUUAUCUGACAAUGAAACUAUGACGUUAGAACUGCUGGAUGUUAAUGACAAUGUUCCACAGUUCCCUCAGUCAUUUUAUACUAUACGUGUAACGGAGAAUAACGCACCUGGGGCCUUGCUCAGUUCACUCACUGCGUUUGACCCUGACCUCCAUGAAAACCAGUAUCUAGUUUAUUUCAUCCUUGAGAAGGAGAUAGCCAACACCUCCAUGUCCAUGCUGUUCUCCAUCAAUCCAGAGAACGGUAAUCUUUACGCACUGAAAACUUUUGACUAUGAGAUCGAGAAGGAGUUUCUUUUCCACAUCGAGGCCAGAGACUCUGGCUCUCCUCCACUCAGCAGUAACGUGACUGUCCACAUCAUCAUUGUGGACCAGAACGACAACGCUCCAGUUAUUGUGUCUCCAUGGCGCGCGCAUGGCUCAGUGGUGGAGGAAAAGAUCCCCAGAUCCACCGACAAAGGCUCUCUGGUUGCCAAGGUGAUAGCCUUAGACACCGACUCGGUGCACAACUCUCGGAUUACCUACCAGUUUCUACAGGUGACUGACGCCACCUUGUUCAGUCUGGACCAAUACAACGGAGAGAUCCGGACUAUGAGGAUGUUCAGUUACAGAGAUCCGCGCCACCAGAGACUGGUUGUUGUUGCCAAGGACAACGGGGAGCCAGCUCUCUCUGCUACAGUCACCAUCAAGCUGUCCACAAUGGAGACUGCAGUCAAGGCCUACUCUGACAUGACUGAGGUGCCUCUAGAAUACGACAUCUUCUCAGACCUAAACCUGUAUUUGGUCAUCGGUCUGGGCUCGGUGUCAUUUCUCCUGCUGAUCACCAUACUGGUCACCAUCGUGCUCAAGUGUCAGAAACCCAAGCCCAGCAAAGCGGCUCCUCCCUGCAGGAACAGUGUGAUCAGUGAGAGGAACUCCACCAUCGCAGAUUCCACUCUGGUCUCCAACGAUGCCUACUGGUACAGUCUGUUUCUAGCAGAGACCAGGAAAGGAAAGCUGGUGGUCAGACAGCCUGUGCCAAAGGGCUCCAGAUACAUCGUGUCCAGUAUACCAAGAGGCACAGGACUGACAGACACUAGUGACUCAGCAGCUUCCACACUGCAGUACCCUAAAUGAAGGAAGUCCACUCUGCAGCUGGAGGCAUCCACAACCAGCAGCAGCAGUUCCACAUAAGGCCUCGCUUUCAGCUGCGUGGAUUGACCCUGACCAGAAAGCUUCACAGAGGAAAGAAGAAACCCCUGCCCAUAAACCCUAUACGCUCUGACCUUUAUUCCUCACAAUCUGUAGCUGUCAUGCUAUGACACCAAAUGGACUAUGGUGGCUAGUCAAUGACACAACCCUCCCCCUCUCUUUCUUUAAAGCACAUGAAAAGCCAAUCAACAACGCCUCUGCGUCCAUUCAACAUGCAUGAUAGGACUGCAUGGCUUCAACCACACUCCAAGACCUCCAUGCAAAAAAAGGAAUUCACGGAGGACAUUUCACCUAUGGAUAUUUAAAGAAGCCUCAACAAGGACUAUUAGAGUGGACACGGGAAUGUUGAAAUGCCUUUAAGAGACUGUUUUCCCUCUCUAAAAAUGAAACAUGUUAGAUAUUACAUUUUCAACCUCUGUGAUUUGUCUUGCUCCAUAACAGCAUUGAUGUAUAAUAUACAAGUUAUUUAAGAAGCGAAACAGCACAAUUAACUAAAUGUCAGAAAAGCAUCAACCUACGAUUUUAAAGUAUGAAACAAAAGGGAAUCAGUAUUUUGUGGUAGCUUUUAGUAGUUUUAUGUUUUGUACUUGACUGUGUGCUUUAUAUGUGAGCUAGGCUUAAGCAUAUGAAUGAGUGCUAAGAAGUUAGUGCCAAGUAAUAACCAGUACAUCAAACAGAUAAAAGUGAGCUCUAGCUAUUAUGUAUCUACCUUUCAGUUGUUUAUGCAUGGAUCAAUCAAAGUACUUUGAUAGCUUUAGAUAUUUUAAGAUAUUGAGGAAUUCAUUUUCUGUGGUUAUGCCUCACUGUUUGGUAUUUUUAAAAACAAGAUGGAAGAUUACAUUUUAAUGGGACCAUAAUGAAGAAGUACAACAGCAUGAUACUUACUCAUCCGAAAUCAUAAGAUCUUCAGAGAGGGUCAACAGAUCUGUAAUCUCAUUCUUUUUUCCUAGUUUCUAGGCAAGAGGAAAAUGGCUGUCAGCUGUGGGACAUUUGUGUGGCUUCACAUAGUUAAUGAACAGUGUACAGUGCUUGAAUGCUAUGUUCACAUAUGGGAGUAUGGGAUUGACUGAACACAAGUAAACAAAGUGUAUAACAUCUCUUCAUGACAACUGUGGAUAUAUCACAAACAUGACCUUGUAUUUUCACUUUUUUUUAUUUUUAAAGCCAAACUCUGGAUGUUCUUCAGUUUUAAUGUCUUUUGAGGUGUAAUAUGAAGAGUUAACGUUUACUUUACAUUACUCAAACAACAUAGCUGUGGCUGAUUUCACCCAAUGAAAGCUGUGCUCAUGUGUAUUACUGACUACUGUAUGUAUCUGCAUAUGCAACACAUGAAUAUGGAUACAGAUAUGACUGACAUAUAUAUUAUAUGUCUGUAUCUAUGAAUAUGCCUUUCUUUUAAAAUACAAAUGCUGAACUUUUUAAGGUGAACAAAAUCGAUGUCCUGUGCCAGCAGAUUUAUGGGCCAACUAGUAUGUAACAUUCAAAAAAUGAGACAUCAUGUAGUCAAGCUCUUUAGCACAGCUCACAUUGUAUUACUUGUAUAAAAUUGUAAUGUAUUACAGGCAAACAUAUACAGCAAGUGCUUUUGUACAGUGGUACUUUUCAUGGUGCAAUAUGUAGUAACUUUGUGAGCUUACUGUGUGCUAUGGUGUGGUCUGUAUGAACUAUUAAAUACAAAAGCAAAAUCGAACAGCA